CAAUAAACCCGGCAUCAAACAGACGCAGAUUUAGCCCCCCGAGGAAAUUUGAUCUAUAAACAACAGUUAGCAAUAGUAGUUUUCCAAACACAAACACAGAAGAUGUUUAAAAGCACGUUUCAGAGCGGAUUCCUCUCCAUCCUUUACAGCAUCGGCAGCAAACCUCUGAAGAUCUGGGACAAACAGGUGAAAAAUGGCCACGUCGAGAGAAUCACGGACAAGGACAUUAACUCUUCGGUGUUGGAAGUUGAAGGGCUGAACGUCAGCACCACCUACAUCACGUGUCCCGCAGAACCAAAGAGCACACUGGGCAUCAAGCUUCCUUUUCUGGUCAUGAUCAUAAAGAACCUCAAAAAGUAUUUCACUUUUGAGGUCCAGGUGUUGGAUGAUCAUAAUGUCCGGCGGCGUUUUCGGGCGAGUAACUAUCGGACCUCAACACAUGUGGCGCCGUUCAUCUGCACCAUGCCCCUGAAGCUGGAUGAGGGGUGGAAUCAGAUUCAGUUCAACCUUGCGGACUUCACCGGGAGGGCGUAUGGAACGAAUUACGUCGAGACGCAGCGUGUACAGAUCCACGCAAACUGUCGCAUUAGGAGGGUGUAUUUCUCUGACAGACUGUACUCCGAGGACGAACUCCCGGCAGAGUUCAAACUUAAUGUCAAAAAUACGAAGGCCAAGCAGUAGACCUUCUCCACCUCUCGUUACCUCUCUUCUUCUUCUACCUGCUCCAUUCUCCUCCGGACUCCCUUUCCGUUACAGUUUUCAAUGCAUUGUUGAUAAAUGAUAAUAGCACCUGAUAUUUUUGGCAAUAGAAACAAAGACAAAUAGACAAGUUCAUUC
This is a messenger RNA of Hippoglossus stenolepis (Pacific halibut), 837 nucleotides long. Its product is annotated as cilia- and flagella-associated protein 20-like. Gene Ontology annotation, biological process: cilium assembly; positive regulation of cell motility; regulation of cilium beat frequency involved in ciliary motility. Gene Ontology annotation, cellular component: motile cilium; ciliary basal body. The transcript is spliced from 6 exons. Lineage: Eukaryota; Metazoa; Chordata; Actinopteri; Pleuronectiformes; Pleuronectidae. The record is from RefSeq and is a predicted model, not a curated record. The coding region runs from base 103 to 681 and encodes 192 amino acids.